GUCGAUCAAAGACUCAAGAAAUGGCGUAAUGGGAAGAUGAAAAAGCCUCGAGAUUUUCUUGACAUGUUUAUAUUGGCCAAAGACACCAAUGGGAAGCCUGCUCUGUCGGACGAAGAGAUCAAAGCACAAGUGACGGAACUAAUGUUGGCCACGGUUGAUAAUCCGUCAAACGCGGUGGAGUGGGCCAUGGCGGAGAUGACUAACCAGCCGAGCAUCAUGCAAAAAGCCGUGGAGGAGAUCGAUAGAGUAGUUGGAAAAUACCGUUUUGUCCUUGAAUCCGACAUCCCAAAUCUCAACUACGUCAAGGCUUGUGUGAAAGAAGCGUUCAGGCUACACCCUGUGGCGCCGUUCAACCUUCCUCACAUGUCCACCACUGAUGCAGUGGUGGACGGUUACUUCAUUCCAAAGGGAAGGCACGUUCUGAUCAGUCGGUUAGGGAUCGGGAGAAACUCUAACGUAUGGGACAAGCCACUUAAGUUCGACCCCCAACGACAUAUAGGUUCGAACAUUGGAUCAGCCAUGACGUACAUGCUGCUGGCCCGGUUGAUUCAAGGGUUCAUGUGGUCAUCAGUUUCUGGUGAGGGUAAAAUCGAUAUUUUGGAAAGCAAAAGUGACCUUUUCAUGGCGAAACCUUUGCAUGCCAUUGCAACACCUCGUCUGGCUCCACGAAUAUACUUAACCUAA
Brassica oleracea var. oleracea is the source of this 684-nucleotide messenger RNA. RefSeq names its product phenylalanine N-monooxygenase-like. Lineage: Eukaryota; Viridiplantae; Streptophyta; Magnoliopsida; Brassicales; Brassicaceae. The record is from RefSeq and is a predicted model, not a curated record. The annotation marks the transcript as partial. The transcript is spliced from 3 exons. Gene Ontology annotation, molecular function: oxidoreductase activity, acting on paired donors, with incorporation or reduction of molecular oxygen; heme binding; monooxygenase activity.